Messenger RNA from Ectocarpus siliculosus, 862 nucleotides. Lineage: Eukaryota; Phaeophyceae; Ectocarpales; Ectocarpaceae. The record is from the annotation of a GenBank genome assembly.
AUGAAGUCAUCUGUGGCCUUCAUCGCGGCGCUGACGGGCAUGCUGGGCAACAUCAUCACCGACACGGAAGCACUUCGGGUGCUUACCCCGGCGGUGGCUGAGACAGUCGUGUCAGACAUGCCGUACAUCGUGUCGUGGAAAGGCGCAUCACCGGAUGACCGUUUCGAGAUCGACCUGCACUACUGCGGCUCGUACUCCUUCUGCUUUGAAGAGGCGGACGAAUGCGGCUUCUGGGUAACAAACCUUUGCGCCGAGGGGGACGACGCUUGCAUGAACCAAGACGACCUAAUGUCCCAAGUUACCCUCCCGGAGCCGGUCGAUGGACACUCAAACAGCGGCUACAGAGUCCGGAUUGGGAAGGUCGGAACGGAGACGUUCCGUUGCUCGGACGAGUUUUACCUGAUGAGUUCCGCGGAUGCCAGUGACCAGGACGGGCCGACGAUGGAGGUGGUGGCGCCAUCCUCCGGCGCACUUGCUGUGGCGGGAGCUGUUUACACUGUAGAGUUUGACUACGACAAUGGUUUCGGCGCACAGCAGGGGCGAUUCAAGAUUGACCUCUACCAUGCGGAAGGGACCGGAGACUGCGGUGACUGGGUCAGCUCCGUCUGCGACAAGCCCGACGUCGGCUGCCACGAUACCGAGGGCGACUAUGACAUCGUCAUUCCACGAGACUCCGAGGGAGGAAUGUACAAGAUCCGCGUCGGCUUGUUCGGCGAUGACUCCGUCUUUGCCUGCUCUGCGUCCUUCGAGGUCGUGCCGGAGACCCAGGGCCUCUAGAUGGACUAAGAACCAGGAACGUAGAGCCUAAAGCGCGCAGCGUUGCUGCUACGGUGGUGGUAUGGUGCAGCACGUAGAUGGUGCA